Rhipicephalus sanguineus (brown dog tick) is the source of this 1299-nucleotide messenger RNA. RefSeq lists its product as uncharacterized. The transcript has 4 exons. NCBI's taxonomy places the organism in Eukaryota, Metazoa, Arthropoda, Arachnida, Ixodida, Ixodidae. Bases 274 to 1023 code for a protein of 249 amino acids. The record is from RefSeq and is a predicted model, not a curated record.
CCCCUCAAGAGCACCAAUCGAACCGAGUGCCCCGUGUGGGGCUGUGAUGAGGCCCCCCCACCUCCGGCCCCCCGCCAAUCCAACGGCCGCCUGUGGCCGUUGUCUCGAAGUCGCGUAGGUACCACGAAUGCACCAAACUCGAACUCAGUGAACCAGUCCAGUGACCGUCGGAAGCGCAGUGUCGGGGAUACGACGACGGUCACCGCGCUGCGCUCAGGAUUCCGGCCUUGAGCCCUGGGCCAUGGCCGGGACGUCCCGGGCCCAGGCGGCGUGAUGUCGAGCUCGGCGAGCCUCGAGGCGUCCGCCACGCCGCCAACCCUCAAGAUGUCCAGCCGGCAACUGCUCAACGUCAGCUCACUCAGCAAGCACUCGGCGGCCGCGGGCGGCGGGGGCACGCCGCUGCUCGUGGCCGACGCGCGCAGGCGCCUCCAACUGGCCUCCGCGUCCCGUCUCGCCGUCCACCAGCUACUGGGCUCGCUGGCGCUGCUGUGCCUCCUGUCGCUGCUCAUGGCUUUCCUCGCUCUCUUCUUCCUGCAACGCGUGGCCAGCGCGGGCCCGCAAAACUCCGACAGCCCGGAGGAACACCUGGCCCUCUACCAGGUGGCCGUUGCCAUGAGCACGCUUACCAUAUCACUCAACCUGUGCUGCCUGUUCGUCUGCUGCAUCCAGUUCCUGCUCGGCGUCAAGCUGCUCCGGACGCCGAACGGACUCGACAGGACAAACAUGUUCAUCAAGAGGAGCUCCCAUACCCGUGUGCUGGCGAUCGCCGGCUUUUUCUUGUCAAUACCAGUCUUUUUCACAGGAGUAAUCCUCUUCACAUUCAUCCACUUCCACGAGCUGCCAGCAAUCGUGACCAGUGUCGUGAUUGGACUGGGCAUCGUCUUCUGUGGUGUGGCAUCUGUCCACAACGUCUACCUCUGGCAGUGGGAGAAGACCUGUGCCACACGUGAACUGGUUGAGAGCCGUGCUCUCGGUGUGCAGCCGGACUUGACCCACACCCUUGAGCUCUCGACGCUGGUGUGACUGUGUGUGUGAUGAUGAUGCUUGCUAACGAGUGACUACCACACAAGACGGAGGUCAUUCAAGAACGAGGAACAAUCGCAACCGGUGCUCCUGCUCACAGUGACAUGUGACAUAAGAGUUUUGCUAGCAAACGGUAAGAGAAGCUAGUCAGCAUGAGGCCUCUCAUAUGAAUGAAAAGAUCAUUCUACACCUCAAUACAGCAACCUCUGCUUGGCUAAGCCUUAUCGUGAUGCAUGGCUGAAAGUUGCCAGCAAUAUUUUAAUGAAGUUUAAUUUG